This is a messenger RNA of Syngnathus typhle (broad-nosed pipefish), 2037 nucleotides long. RefSeq names its product heterogeneous nuclear ribonucleoprotein L-like. Gene Ontology annotation, biological process: regulation of RNA splicing; mRNA processing. Lineage: Eukaryota; Metazoa; Chordata; Actinopteri; Syngnathiformes; Syngnathidae. Gene Ontology annotation, cellular component: nucleus. The transcript is spliced from 13 exons. Gene Ontology annotation, molecular function: mRNA binding. The coding region runs from base 101 to 1762 and encodes 553 amino acids. The record is from RefSeq and is a predicted model, not a curated record.
CAAUGUGGGAGGGACAAAGGCCGGAAAGAGAAACCCCGGAGUUGAUCGUCCUCUUCCUAGCUUUGACGAUUAGCCACCAGCCUUUUUAAACCACGAAAACAUGUCAGCACCGGCGGGUCGAUAUUAUAGUGAGGAUGGUAGGGCGACCAAAAGGCAGAAAACUGAUGGAAUGUCAACGGGCUACGAAGAUCCCCACAAGACUCUUCCAUCUGUAGUGGUGCAUGUACGAGGUCUGGUUGAUGGUGUUACAGAAUCAGACCUAACGGAGGCCCUGCAAGAGUUUGGAGCCAUCAGCUAUGUCGUGCUGAUGCCCAAGAAGCGUCAGGCACUGGUGGAGUACGAGGACAUGAACGGCUCAUCCACGGCUGUGACCUAUGCUGCUGACAACCAGGUGUACAUCGCCAACCACCAGGCCUUCAUCAACUUUUCCACCAGCCAGAAGAUCUCUAGGCCUGGUGACUCUGAUGACUCGAGGAGUGUCAACAACAUACUGUUGCUCACAAUCAUGAACCCCAUCUACCCCAUCACAACGGAGGUACUCUACACCAUUUGUAACAACUGUGGCCCCGUCCACAGAAUUGUCAUCUUUAGGAAGAACGGUGUGCAAGCCAUGGUGGAGUUUGACUCUGUGCAAAGCGCCCAGCGAGCCAAAGCAUCUCUCAACGGAGCCGACAUCUACUCUGGAUGCUGCACGCUGAAGAUCGAAUACGCCAAGCCCACCCGGUUGAAUGUGUUCAAGAAUGAUCAGGACACUUGGGACUACACUAAUCCUAAUUUGGGUGGACCAGAUGGUGACGUGGAUGGCAAUGGGAGCAACGCAGACGACAUGACUGCCAACCCCAACAAGCGUCAGCGCCAGCCCGCUCUGCUGGGUGACCACCCGCCAGAAUACAGUAAGACAAUUGAAAUUCAAUUGUUGAUCAGUCGCAAUGUCGAAGUCUCUCAGCAGCUCACUGCGUUACCAACAGGUGGUUACCAUGGCUACGACGAGAGCUACGGUUCCUCGCCCUACGAGAACCGCCGCAUGGGACCUCCAAUGCGAGGUCGCAGUAGAAACUAUGGACCCAGCUACGGCCCCCCGCCCCCUCCCCCCGGCGAGUAUGGUGCCCACGCAGACUCACCGGUGGUCAUGGCGUAUGGACUGGACCCCGUCAAGAUGAACGCCGACCGUGUUUUCAACAUAUUCUGUUUGUAUGGCAACGUAGAGCGGGUGAAGUUUAUGAAGAGUAAACCAGGCGCCGCCAUGGUGGAGAUGGGCGACUGCUACGCCGUGGACCGCGCCAUCACGCACCUCAACAGCAACUUCUUGUUUGCGCAGAAGCUCAACGUGUGCGUUUCCAAGCAGCAGGCCAUCGUGCCGGGCCAGUGCUACGAGCUGGAGGAUGGCUCCAGCAGCUUCAAGGACUUCCACGGCUCCAGGAACAACCGCUUCACGUCACCCGAGCAGGCGGCCAAGAACCGCAUCCAGCACCCCAGCAACGUGCUGCACUUCUUCAACGCCCAGCCCGAUGUUACUCCAGAGAUAUUCUCCCAGAUCUGUGAGGACCUCGGCGUCAAGGGCCCCAUCAACGUCAAAAUGUUCACAGGCAAGAGCGGCGCUCCUUCGAGCGACCGCAGUGCUUCGGGCUUGCUGGAAUGGGAAUCUAUCAAUGAUGCCAUGGAAGCUCUCGCCUUGAUGAAUCACUACCAGAUGAAGAACGCAACCGGCCCGUACCCGUACACCCUCAAGCUGUGCUUUUCCACCGUUCAACACGCCAACUGAAGAGCUUUGGGUCUCAAGUUGUUGUGAUGCAGUUGGUGCAAAAAUCUUUCAGUAAAAAAAUGUUCAUAUCUGCAGUUGUCCUUUUGUUUGUUGCUUAUUCGCUCUCUGCUUUUGGUGAGAGAUGGAUUUUAGGAUUUACAGUGUGCUUUUCAUUGUGAGCAUUUAUUUUAACCAUCUUUUUUAUAUAUAUAUACAUAUAUAUAAUUGCCACGUCUCAAGUUUGGCUUAAUGUAAUUGUUUUGUUGUAAAAAAAUUAAACAUGUGGCUGAAACAAG